Sporisorium graminicola is the source of this 732-nucleotide messenger RNA. RefSeq lists its product as uncharacterized. The transcript has 4 exons. The record is from RefSeq and is a predicted model, not a curated record. Bases 1 to 732 code for a protein of 243 amino acids. NCBI's taxonomy places the organism in Eukaryota, Fungi, Basidiomycota, Ustilaginomycetes, Ustilaginales, Ustilaginaceae. Gene Ontology annotation, cellular component: membrane; endomembrane system.
AUGGCCGUCUCGACGAACAGGCGUUUGGCAGCAUUGGCUUGGCACUCGAUCGCACUGGCAUCGUGCGCCUACGGCUUCAAAUCGCUUCAUGUGCUGCAUGAGCUGUUGGGCGUGCCCAUGUUCGACGAAUACGGUGGUUUUAUGCAAUUCCUGACCAUGUGCGGCUUGACCGCAACGACGGCUGCAAUGUCGUUGGCAUUUUUGAUCAAUGUGAUACAAGUCCCGGAAGCUCUGUUCUGGCUGAAGGACUUCGUGACAGCUGCAGCGCUACCAGCCGAAACGCUGAUCACGGUGCUGUACUGGUCGAUCGUGGCAAUCAACAAGGAUCUAGUGAUGCAGCCCAAGAAGGUCAUGGAUCCAGCAAACCCUGGACAGGUGCUGCGAGAGGAGCCGAUAGCAAUCCCAUUCUCGAUCGAUGCAAGCAUGCAUGCCUUUCCGGGCGUCUUCUUGCUAGUAGACUUUUUCAUUUUCAGCCGACGCUUUCCGAAGAGCAUUUCGAUGGUGGCCGUGGCCGCCGGAGUGACUAUAACCUAUUCCCUCUGGGCCGAACGAUGCGCCGAGAAGAAUGGGCACUAUCCGUAUCCGCUGCUCGACAUCCUGAGCACACCUCAACGCAUUGCACUCUACGGUGGAGCAGGCACAGCGGCUUGCCUAGUUGGAUAUGUGCUUCCGCGGCUCCAGGCCAAAGUGCAAGGAACUUUGUCCGCAGCAAGCUCAAAGAAGACAAGCUGA